Messenger RNA from Hippocampus comes (tiger tail seahorse), 1192 nucleotides. RefSeq names its product leucine rich repeat containing 51 (gene lrrc51). The coding region runs from base 546 to 1091 and encodes 181 amino acids. The transcript is spliced from 4 exons. NCBI's taxonomy places the organism in Eukaryota, Metazoa, Chordata, Actinopteri, Syngnathiformes, Syngnathidae. Gene Ontology annotation, molecular function: protein binding. The record is from RefSeq and is a predicted model, not a curated record.
UUUAGGAACUAGGACAGCCAGUGGUGAGAAAGCAAGGCGAAGAAUUUCUGGGGACUUGAUAUUAAACUUAAACCAUCUGUCCACCAGUGUAUCCUCACAAGGAACCAACAACAUAUCUCUACUUAACCUAUCGAUACAUUCCGAUGAGUAUUUUUGUGAAGCGGAACAAUAAUGGACAAGAUAUACUGUGCAAAAAUCAGUGAAUGCAAUUCACAUGUGUUUUGCACCACAGUUCGUGGAGGACUUAAGUCUUAAACGGAUAAUGUGUGACUGUGUACAUAUUACCAUGGAAACGCAUUGUUGACUGCAGCAGGUAAAGAUCGCACUAAUUUGACAUUUCUGUAUUGUCACGAUAAUAAGCGAACAAAUCGCGUUGGUUAAUUGAUUUAUUUUUUUACAUAUACGACACAUUGUGUGUAAAAGCGUGUGUAAAACAACUGCAUUCCUCGUAAAUAGCAGUUGAGCAUCGCUUUCCUCAGGGUAAAAUGGUACGACUGGUACGUGCCUUCAUCAUCUUGUGGCUCUUUUAUCACAGAUGUUAGAAGAUGAUGUAUGGAGCUCCAGUGGAUUUAUCUUUUAAAGCCAUCAGCAACUUGGCAGAUACGGGGUCAGAAGAACCAAGCAGAGGUCUGCGACCUUUAAAGAGAAACUCAGUAGGAAAGUUCCAAAGUGGCUCUCUCCGUCUGAAUAACAAUCAUAUUAGAAACCUCUAUGACCUUAACAAGACAAUCAGCCACUUCAUGGCUGAACCGUCACUGCUCGCCUGGCUGGACCUUUCGUUCAACCGCAUCACAAAUAUAGACAAAGUUUUGUGUGAACUACCCCAACUGCGGGUUUUGUAUCUUCAUGGCAACCGUAUUUUUUCUCUAUCAGAGGUAGACAAGCUACGGAGUCUCUCUCAUCUACACACCAUCACCUUACAUGGAAACGUCAUUGAAACAAACAAGGCCUACAGGAGUCAUGUGAUAUCUACUCUGCGUGGAUUAAAGACGAUGGAUUUCAGUGUUGUGACCCCUCAGGAGCGAGCCUUGGCACAGAUAUGGCACCACAGGACCAGCCCUGGCAAACGAAAUAAGGAAACUCUUAAGUGACUGUGUUUGAAGCCGCAGCUAUUUAACUGUUUCACAAGAUCUUUAUUGAAAGGCAUACAAUAUAAGGAAAGAUUUGUCUAAAAAUUAUUCUCAUAAAUACA